CUGUGAACUGAUCCGGGAGCAAUUCAUUGUCAUAUGAUUUCUUUUAAUCUUGGACCGCACACGUGAGUCUCACACCGAUUAUGGCAGAUUACGGUCGCAGUGUUCUCACUUACACCAUAUUUUCGGCUAUCUAUGUCGUUUUCCGACCUGAACCAUCAUGGGUCGCCAUCAUCUUCAAAACCCUCCCAAUCUUAUGUCUCGGUUUGCUUGUCGUUGAUACCAUCCGCCACGCCACGCACCAACCCAAAACGCAUUAUGACGUUUCUAUUCUAAUCGGGUUGAUCCUAUCCGGCUUCGGAGACGCUUUCCUCGUCUAUAACUACGACCCCGAUUUCUUCAUCCUCGGCCUUCUCCACUUUGCUAUGGCCCAUGCCAGCUAUAUCGUUGCGUUCGGCCUGAGACCUUUCAACGCCAAGCUCUUCGCAGUUUCCGCAAUUUGCGGAUGCGGCGUAUACAGCGUUCUUGGUUCCGGCUUUACAAGGCAUAACCUAACUGGCCUUGGUAUCCUCUACACGACCCUGAUCAUGUCAAUGUGCUGGAGGGCACUUGCACGACCUCCACUCCCUGGUAAUCAAGAAACUUGGACCUGGUCUGCAGUUGGUGCCAUCCUGUUUUUCAUCUCAGAUUUUGUUUUAGGGAUCAAUAAGUUCCGUGCGCCAGUGCCGUAUGCCAAUACAAUCAUCAUGGUGACUUACUACGCAGGGCAGCUUGGAAUUGCUCUCUCCGUGUUCGGGCGUGGCGAUCAAUUGCGAAAUGAUUAAGUGCACUUAGGCUUACGAAGAUAUAUCAGAAGGAACAGACACAGGGAGUGUUUUUAAUCAUGUGAACAUUCUAAUACUUUAAUUGAAGAACUCAGA
This is a messenger RNA of Lytechinus pictus (painted urchin), 857 nucleotides long. Its product is annotated as lysoplasmalogenase TMEM86A-like. Gene Ontology annotation, molecular function: hydrolase activity. The transcript has 2 exons. The record is from RefSeq and is a predicted model, not a curated record. Bases 81 to 761 code for a protein of 226 amino acids. NCBI's taxonomy places the organism in Eukaryota, Metazoa, Echinodermata, Echinoidea, Temnopleuroida, Toxopneustidae. Gene Ontology annotation, cellular component: membrane.